Molecule: messenger RNA, 3299 nt
Organism: Heterocephalus glaber (naked mole-rat)
Lineage: Eukaryota; Metazoa; Chordata; Mammalia; Rodentia; Bathyergidae
Gene: Atp2a1
Product: ATPase sarcoplasmic/endoplasmic reticulum Ca2+ transporting 1
Biological process (GO): calcium ion transport
Cellular component (GO): membrane
Molecular function (GO): P-type calcium transporter activity; ATP binding; ATP hydrolysis activity
Source: RefSeq, a predicted model, not a curated record
GCGCCCGUGGCUCCGCCCUUCGCCCCGUCGCCUUCGCCUUCGUAUCCCGGCUUCCUCUCCGCGCGCCAGCCUGUCUUGACCCUACCUGCUCUCCGCCUCCCCCGACCCCUCGCACCCUGGGAGCUUCCUCCCGGUCUGGCCGCUUCUGCCCUGGGACCUGCCCUGGAGCUGGGGCUCCUUGCCACCCCGUCAUCCCAGCAGCCCAUCUAUAUUUCAGAAUUUCUUUUAACGCCUUUGUGCUACUGGAAGACAAGACCCUGGAGGCAAAAAAUAAUCCUGGUCCCUUGGUCUCCUUCCUGCAGGCCCUGUCCACCUGUGCUGGCCUGGUUUGAGGAAGGCGAAGAGACUGUCACCGCCUUUGUCGAGCCCUUUGUCAUCCUCCUGAUCCUCAUUGCCAAUGCCAUUGUGGGGGUCUGGCAGGAGCGUAAUGCAGAGAACGCCAUUGAGGCCCUGAAGGAGUAUGAACCUGAGAUGGGGAAGGUCUACCGGGCUGACCGAAAGUCAGUGCAGAGGAUCAAGGCUCGGGACAUGGUCCCCGGGGACAUUGUGGAGGUGGCUGUGGGAGACAAAGUCCCCGCAGACAUCCGGAUCCUUUCCAUCAAAUCCACUACCCUCCGGGUGGAUCAGUCCAUCCUGACAGGCGAGUCUGUGUCUGUCAUCAAGCACACAGAUCCCAUCCCCGAUCCCCGAGCCGUCAACCAGGACAAGAAGAACAUGCUUUUCUCGGGCACCAACAUUGCAGCUGGCAAGGCCGUGGGGAUCGUGGCCACCACCGGCGUGAACACGGAGAUCGGGAAGAUCCGUGACCAGAUGGCGGCCACAGAGCAGGACAAGACCCCUCUGCAGCAGAAGCUCGAUGAGUUCGGGGAGCAGCUCUCCAAGGUCAUUUCCCUCAUCUGCGUGGCCGUGUGGCUCAUCAACAUUGGCCACUUCAAUGACCCUGUCCACGGGGGAUCCUGGUUCCGAGGAGCCAUCUACUACUUUAAGAUCGCCGUGGCGCUGGCUGUGGCUGCCAUCCCAGAAGGUCUUCCUGCCGUCAUCACCACCUGCCUGGCCCUGGGCACCCGCCGGAUGGCGAAGAAGAAUGCCAUCGUGAGGAGCUUGCCCUCUGUGGAGACCCUGGGCUGCACGUCUGUCAUCUGCUCCGACAAGACCGGCACCCUCACCACCAACCAGAUGUCAGUGUGCAAGAUGUUCAUCGUCGACAAGGUGGAUGGGGACAUCUGCCUGCUGAACGAGUUCUCCAUCACUGGCUCCACUUAUGCUCCGGAGGGAGAGGUCAUGAAGAACGAUAAGCCAGUCCGUGCAGGGCAGUAUGAUGGGCUGGUGGAGCUGGCCACCAUUUGUGCCCUGUGCAAUGACUCCUCCUUGGACUUCAACGAGGCCAAGGGCGUCUAUGAGAAGGUCGGCGAGGCCACGGAGACAGCACUCACCACCCUGGUGGAGAAGAUGAAUGUGUUCAACACUGACGUGAGAAGCCUCUCGAAGGUGGAGAGGGCCAACGCCUGCAACUCCGUGAUCCGCCAGCUAAUGAGGAAGGAGUUCACCCUGGAGUUCUCCCGAGACCGCAAGUCCAUGUCGGUCUACUGCUCCCCCGCCAAGUCUUCCCGGGCUUCUGUGGGCAACAAGAUGUUUGUGAAGGGCGCCCCCGAGGGGGUCAUCGACCGCUGUAACUAUGUGCGAGUGGGCACCACCCGUGUGCCACUGACGGGGCCCGUGAAGGAGAAGAUCCUGUCGGUGAUCAAGGAGUGGGGCACCGGCCGGGACACCCUGCGCUGCCUGGCCCUGGCCACCCGCGACUCUCCCCCAAAGCGAGAAGAGAUGGUCCUGGAUGACUCCUCCAAGUUUAUGGAGUACGAGAUGGACCUAACAUUCAUUGGCGUGGUCGGCAUGCUGGACCCGCCACGCAAGGAGGUCACAGGCUCCAUCCAGCUGUGCCGUGACGCUGGGAUCCGGGUGAUCAUGAUCACUGGAGACAACAAGGGCACAGCCAUCGCCAUCUGUCGAAGAAUUGGCAUCUUUUCAGAGAGCGAGGAGGUGACCGACCGAGCCUACACCGGCCGAGAGUUCGACGACCUGCCCCUGGCUGAGCAGCGGGAUGCCUGCCGCCGCGCCUGCUGCUUCGCCCGCGUGGAGCCCUCACACAAGUCCAAGAUCGUGGAGUACCUGCAGUCCUACGAUGAGAUCACGGCCAUGACGGGGGAUGGCGUGAAUGAUGCCCCUGCCCUGAAGAAGGCUGAGAUCGGCAUCGCCAUGGGCUCUGGCACUGCCGUGGCCAAGACAGCCUCUGAGAUGGUGCUGGCCGACGACAACUUCUCCACCAUCGUGGCUGCCGUGGAGGAGGGCCGCGCCAUCUACAACAACAUGAAGCAGUUCAUCCGCUACCUCAUCUCCUCCAACGUGGGAGAGGUGGUCUGCAUCUUCCUGACAGCUGCCUUGGGGCUGCCUGAGGCCCUGAUCCCAGUGCAGCUGCUGUGGGUGAACUUGGUGACUGAUGGGCUCCCGGCCACAGCCCUGGGCUUCAACCCCCCAGACCUGGACAUCAUGGACCGGCCACCCCGGAGUCCCAAGGAGCCCCUCAUCAGCGGCUGGCUCUUCUUCCGCUACAUGGCCAUCGGCGGUUACGUGGGUGCAGCCACCGUGGGAGCAGCUGCCUGGUGGUUCUUGUAUGCAGAUGAUGGACCUCACGUCUCCUACUACCAGCUGACGCACUUCAUGCAGUGCACCGAGCACAAUGCUGAGUUUGGGGGUCUGGACUGUGAGGUUUUUGAGGCCCCCGAGCCUAUGACCAUGGCCUUGUCUGUGCUGGUCACCAUUGAGAUGUGCAACGCUCUCAACAGCCUGUCUGAAAACCAGUCCCUGGUGCGGAUGCCGCCCUGGGUGAACGUCUGGCUGCUGGGCUCCAUCUGCCUAUCCAUGUCUCUCCACUUCCUCAUCCUCUAUGUCGACCCUCUGCCGAUGAUCUUCAAGCUGCAGCCCCUGACCGUCACGCAGUGGCUCAUGGUCCUCAAGAUCUCCCUCCCUGUUAUCGGGCUAGACGAAAUCCUCAAAUUCGUUGCCCGGAACUACCUGGAGGAUCCGGAAGAUGAGAGAAGGAAGUAACCAGCCCUUUGCCCCUUCUUCCCACCCUGAUAGCGACGCAUCUUCAGCCAGAGCUGUGGCACAGACCCCUCCCUCACCCGCACGUUUGUUUAUAAAUAUGGGGUCCCCUCCCUCCCCGCCCCACUCCGCACCCCACCCUGUAACCAUGCUCCCCAGACCCCACGGGGCUUGCAGGGACAAGGCGACUGAGCCGAGCU